Molecule: messenger RNA, 11681 nt
Organism: Symphalangus syndactylus (siamang)
Lineage: Eukaryota; Metazoa; Chordata; Mammalia; Primates; Hylobatidae
Product: BCL-6 corepressor-like protein 1
Source: RefSeq, a predicted model, not a curated record
UCCUUGUUCGGUCAUCGUCAAUGACUACUUUCUAAAUUCUGGCUCUAUGGAGAAAUACCUCCUGGGAUCUCGUUCUCUACCAUGUAGGCCAGAACAAAUUCUUUGUGGUUUUUGAUAUGUAGUUUCUAAAAUGUUGCCUUCAUUUGUCCCACAGGCUGAAUGACUUUUUAGAUACUUUUAAUGCAUUCUGUCUGAUCUUCCCUCUCAUACCCUGGCUUCAGAAUAUUGAUGAGUACGGAUUGCAUGGCUCGUGUAUCAGGCCGGUCACCAGGACGUCCCGAUCUAAAAUUCCGCUUUCACCGGGUUCUGUGUAUGUUUCCCUUCCCCUCCCUUCCCUUUUCCCUUCCCUUCCCUGUUGCCUUUUCCCUUCCCUUUUCCCUUCUCUUUCCCUUCCCCCUUCCCUUUUCCCUUCCCCUUUCCCUUCCUUUCCCUUUUCCCUUCCGUUUCCUUUUCCCUUCCUUUUCCCUUUUCCCUUCCUUUCCCUUCCCUUCCCUUUUCCUUCCUUUCCCUUCCCUUCCCUUUUCCCUUCCUUUCCCUUUUCCCUUCCUUUCCCUUUUCCUUUCCUUUCCCUUUUCCCUUCCUGUCCCUUUUCCUUUCCUUUCCCUUUUCCCUUCCUUUUCCCUUUCCCUUCCUUUUCCCUUUUCCCUUCCUUUCCCUUUUCCCUUCCUUUCUUUUCCCUUCCUUUCCCUUUUCUCUUCCUUUCCCUUCCCUUCUUUUCCCUUCCCUUCCUUUUUCCCUUCCCUUCCCUUUUCCCUUCCUUUCCCCUUUCCCUUCCUUUCCCUUUUCCCUUCCUUUCUCUUCCCUUCCUUUCCCUUCCCUUCCCUUUUCCCUUCUUUUCCCUUUUUCCUUCCUUUCCCUUUUCCCUUCCUGUCCCUUUUCCUUUCCUUUCCCUUUUCCCUUCCUUUUCCCUUUCCCUUUCCCUUCCUUUUCCCUUUUCCCUUCCUUUCCUUCCCUUCCCUUUUCCCUUCCUUUCCCUUUUCUCUUCCUUUCCCUUCCCUUCUUUUCCCUUCCCUUCCUUUUUCCCUUCCCUUCCCUUUUCCCUUCCUUUCCCUUUUCCCUUCCUUUCUCUUCCCUUCCUUUCCCUUCCCUUCCCUUUUCCCUUCCUUUCCCUUUUCCCUUCCCUUCCCUUUUCCCUUCCCUUUUUCCUUUUCCCUUCUCUUUCCCCUCCCUUUUCCCUUCUCUUUUUUUCCCCUUCCCUUUUCCCUUCCUUUCCCUUUUCCCUUCCUUUCCCUUUUCCCUUCCUUUCCCUUCCCUUCCCUUUUCCCUUCCUUUCCCUUUUCCCUUCCCUUCCUUUCCCUUUUCUCUUCCUUUUCCUUUCCCUUCCCUUUUCUUUUCCUUUUCUUUUCCUUUUCUUUUCUUGACAGAGUCUCACUCUGUCGCUCAGGCUGGAGUGCAGUGGUGCAAUCUGGGCUCACUGCAACCUCUGCCUCCCGGGUUCAAGCAAUUCUCCUGCCUCAGCCUCCCGAGUAGCUGGGAUUACAAGUGCAUGUCACCACGCCUGGCUAAUUUUUAUAUUUUUAGUAGAGACAGGGUUUCACCAUGUUGGCCAGGCUGGUCUUGAACCUUUGACCUCAGGUGAUCUGCCUGUCUUGGCAUCCCAAAGUGCUAGGAUUACAGAUGUGAGCCACUGUGCCCAGCCCUUCUUCCACUUUAACUUCACAGCUGCCCCAUGUCCGUUCUCUGAGGGCCCUGCCUUCCACAUGGAGGGCAGCAUGGCAUGUGGCUGAGUGUGGCUAUGCACCUCCCUCCCGCCAGUGGGAGGUUGGGGGUCCGAGAGCCUCCUUGUGUUUUGUCUGCUCUCUGUGCCGAUUGGUCCAAGCUGACAGUGUCUCAGCAGAAACACAUUUCUCAAGAAUCUGUGGGUCUUCAGUAGAUUUCCUGAGGCUUCACUUCCUCAGACAAGAGCCUAACUGCAGAUCAUUUAGAGACGAUCUCUUCUCUGCCUUGGUUUCCUGCUAAGACGGCCAAAGGACUGCCCCCUUCAUCCUUGACCCUUCACCCUCCCCUUCACCCUUCACUCUCUCUUCUGCCUGAGGAUCUGUGAGGUGCCUCCGUGGCUUCUUGAGAGGCCCUUCCUAGGCCUGCACUCUGACCUCCUGAUCUUUCCGAGGCUUUAACCACACGCAGUGUGGCCCAUCCUCGGCCUUUCCUUAGGGGCACACCCUCCUGACAGUCGGGGUAUUAGUCCAUUCUCGCACUGCUAUGAAGAACUACCUGGGACUGGGUAAUUGAUGAAGAGGUUUAAUGGACUCACAGUUCUGCGGGCUUAAGAAGAAGCAUGACUGGGCAGCCUCAGGAAAUGCACAAUCACUGUAGGGGGUGACGGGGAAGCCAGGGCCUUCUUCACAAGGGAGCAGGAGAGAGAGAGCAAAGUGGGAAGAGCCACACACCUUCAAACAACCAUAUCUCACUGUCACAAGAACAGCAAGGGGUAAAUCCACCCUGUGAUCCAGUCAUCUCCCACCAGGUUUCUCCCCGGACAUGUGGGGAUUACAAUUCGAGAUGCGAUUUGAGUGGGGACACAGACCCAAACCAUAUCAGUUAGGCUUUUCAUUUCAGCACUUUUUGCCGGCUGGAGACACUGUGCUUGUUGUUUCUCCACCAUCGUAUAGGUCUUCCCCGUUUGCCCUCUCCUCCACCCUUGCCCUGUCCCCAAACCAGGAAAUGCCCUGCAUGCAGGACCAGCCUCAGCACAACAGGAGCUGCCUCCAUAGCCCUGCAGGGCACGGCCUUUCUGCCCCCUGGAUAUUCCAGGCAAGCUCUGUUUUUUCUGUGGCUCCUCAAAAGCCUCCCAGCCUCUACCCACUGCCAAAAUCCAGAGCUCCUCCCGCAUUUCAGGCAUUUGUUACUGCGGCCCCUGCUUCCAUAGUCAUUAUACACUGCAGAGGAAUUCCCACAAACACAGCGGCUUCCGACAGCACAUGCCUCUUCAACAGUAUGUACUGGCUGUAGCUUCGUAGGGUGCUGGUCUGGGAUCUCCCGGCCCCCAGCAGGCUGUGUCAGGGCUCUCGCCUCAUGUGGCUCCUGGGGUUGUAGGAUGCAGGCUUGUUUCCUGGCUGUCUGCUGGGACCACCCUCAGCUGCUCCCAGCUGUAAGUGGGCUUUGAGUUAAGCUGCCAAGUUUGUGGCAAUUUGUAGAAGCAACAGAAAACUAACACAAUUGCCGAGCACUCUUGGUCCUGUUGGUCGUCCACAGGCGUAAGUCGAUCGCGUCGUUCAAGUUACCCUGGAUCUCGUGAUUUCCAGUCGCGGCUUCCAGAGACUGACUCUUUCUGCCAGACUUUGAAGGCAGCAUAGAUCUUCUGUUAAGUAUUUCCCUAAUCUCUCAGCCCCUCGAGGAAGAAAGGCGAAAUUGUUCCACAACAUUCAUGUCCAAGUUCCAAGAAUUCUAUUUUAUUCCUGCCAUAGCAGAACUGAGAUUUACAUCCCACAGGGAAGGCUGGUUUCCAGUGUGAAAUGCUGCGAGUUCCUGCUCUGAUCAGGAAAGAGCAGCACAGCUGCCUGACUCGUGCUUAACCUGGCUCUUCGCCCUUCGAAGCACACACGGCGCUGCGUCUCAUCUGAAUCAGGUCAUCUGCAGCAGCGGUCGCACCCGUGGGGCAAGGCGCCAGGCCCUCUUGCUUCAGCUGCCUCCGGAAAAGCCUGGAGUCACAGACCUAAGCUUGCUGUGCAUAACGCAGUGCAGGGAAAACAUUCUAGAGGCUUCAUGUGUUUUGCAAACAUACUUGUGCUCUGUAGUUUUUGCACUUAGCUCGCCUGUAAAUCACUAGGCUUCCACAUUGCAAUGAAUCAAAUAUGAAUUAAAUCCAGAAGCACCACAAACUUAGAUUAGACGGCAUUGCUUAAAUCGUCACUUCGUUAUAACAAAUCUCUUUGCAAAGAUCAGAGUUACACUUUCUCCUCUUUGUCUUCCAAUAGUGUUUUCCCCUAUUGUGCUUUUACCCUGCCGGUGCCUGGGCUGGUGGGAGGCUUCUUGUGGCAUUUCCUGUGUAUGUGCUGUUUAUUAGGGGUGCUUAGAGAGAAGCUCCUGUUGUCUGCUGUCCUUGGAGACCCACGUGUGUUUUUUGUUGUUCCUGCUCUUUUGUAGCCCCUUCCUUCUUUUUGUUUCCAUUAGUUUGUGUGCUAUUUUGGUGAAUGGUGGCAUCUUUUAAUGAAGAGACCGAGGGCUUCUGAGACACGCCUUUCGGUGCACACCCUGUGUGGGGCAGGGGCAGACAGUGUGGGAAGCAGAACCACAGGUGGAGACGGCGAGCAGAUCACAGGGCCAACUGGCGUUGAGUUGUCAGGAGCACCCUCCUCCCAGCAGACAGUUGCCCUUUUCUUUUCUUUUUUUUUUUUUUUUUGAGACGGAGUCUCGCUCUCUUGCCCAGGCUGGAGUGCAGUGGUGCAAUCUCGGCUCACUGCAAGCUCCGCCUCCCGGGUUCAAGCCAUUCUCCUGCCUCAGCCUCCCGAGUAGCUACGACUACAGGCCACCACACCUGGCUAAUUUUUUGUAUUUUUAGUAGAGACGGGGUUUCAGUGUGUUAGCCAGGAUGGUCUCGAUCUCCUGACCUCGUGAUCCGCCUGCCUCGGCCUCCCAAAGUGUUGGGAUUACAGGUGUGAGCCACCACGCCCGGCUGACAGUUGCCCUUUUCUAAAGCUGCUUUCUGUGUCUUUCUUCACAGAUGUCCUGAAAUCCUUUUUCAUGGAAUUUUUUUUUUUUUUUUUGGAGAUAGGGUCUCGCUCUUGGCUCUUGUCACCCAGUCUGGAGUGCAGUGGCACGAUCUUGGCUCACUGCAACCUCCGCCUCCCAGGCUCAAGCAAUCCUCCCAUCUCAGCCUCUCGAGUAGCUGGGACCACAGGUAUGCACUACCAUAUCUGGCUGAUUUUUAAAAAAAUUUCUAGUAGACACGAGGUCUCACUGUUGCCCAGGCUGGUCUUGAACUCCUGGGCUCAAAUGAUCUGCCCACUUCAGCCUCCCAAAGCACUGGGAUUACAGGUGUGAGCCACUGCACCUGGCCUUCCAUGGAUCUUAUGGGGAGGAAAGGAGACAGCAGCCAUGGAGAAGGGGCCUCUGGGGAGAGUGUCUAGAAACAGAAUUCAUUUGGAGGGCCUGGCUCUUUUUUAGGAUGUUGCUAUUGGUUAUUUGUCAGAAGCAACAGUGUUUACAUUCUAUCUGUUUAUUGCGUCACACUGAAUCUCUGCAAAUCAGUGGAAGUCUGCAGUGUGGUAGAACUCUUGUGCACACAAGCACACCUGCUAGAAUGAACAUCACAAAUAUGCAGAAGUGGAUGAGCUCGUGACUUAUUUUUUUAAAUGCAAGCGAGAAACCCUUUCUCUAUACCCUUACUGUUCUUAAGAAGGGUGGUCAGGAACGGCAGUGUUGAGUUCCCCGUGCACAGCUGAAGGAUCUGGCGCUUAUAGGCAAAAUCUCCUUGAAGAGUGGUGUUCUCUUCACACUUAGAAAAUGAUAGAAAAUUUGCAUGAGGUUAAAGUACCCUAAAAAGUCAAACAUUUUCAGAUUAAACCCAUACAUCCAUCUCUCCUAGCUUAAAUCUCUAUUCAUGCAAGGAACAAGUGACAGAUUACCAUCAAUUACUGAUAGGGAUUUAUAACUGAUGAUGAUAUAUUUUCAGUUAUUACCUGUGAUGAUUGUGAAAAAGACAUCCCUGGAGUUGGUGGAAGGGGGAGUUGUAGCCCAAUAAACUCAUGGAAUGUUUUCUACAUAGAUGAUGAAGAUUUAAAAAACAACUUUAACUCUCCUUUCUGAUAAUUUUAUAAGAAAAAUGCAUCUCCAUGAAAGCAAAAUGAAGGACUGUGCCCAGGGUAGAAGCUGUCUCGACAGGACUGUACAUACUUGGAACAGGAGAGAUCUCAACAGUAACUGGCCUGUGGGCAUAGACUGCGGGUUGGACACGGCUGUGGGGAUGGUGGCAGGUGGCAGGCUGGCCUCUGAGGAGGACGCAGACCUCCACACACAGCAAAUAACAGCACAACCUUCAGGUCUCAAUUGGACCUGGAGCCCCGAGAGGCUGUGGUGUUGCCACCUGGAAGAAGCCUGGUCAUGCAGGGAAUUAGCAUGAGUGACAUAUUUCUUUUGGGGUUUCUCCCUUCGGAGCUGCCGGGUACUUCCAGUCACCUCCCUCCCCAGUUUGUGUGCACUUCAGAAUGUGCUGUCAGCAGGCCUUGACCUUUCUAUGCAUCUCACUUCCUAUAUUUAGAACUCGUUUCACCUAAGGUUUUCUUAAGGUUCAUUGAGAAAAAAGCAUAUGUUUCAGAUAAACAUGAAAAAACUCCAACUUUGCUGCUUUAAUUUCUAAUGUAUGUUUCUGAAUUAGGGUACACCACAUGCGCCUGCUUCCGCUCACACCGUCUCGUGAUUGUGUGCCAGCCUCUGCUCACACUGUCUCAUGAGUGUACAAAUGCCUGCCUCUGUUCACACUGUAUCCUGUGUGUGGGCCUGCCUCUGCUGACACCAUCUCAUGAGUGUAUACACACCUGCCUCUGCUCACACCAUGAGUGUACACCUGCCUCUGCUGACACCAUCUCAUGAGUGUGCACAUGCGUGCUUCUGCUCACACCACCUCAUGAGUGUGUGCCCAUCUUUGCUCAUGUGUCUCAUGAGUGUACACAUGCCUGCCUCUGCUCACACCACCUCAUGAGUGUGUGCACCUCUCUGCUCACACCAUCUCGUGAGUGUACAUGUGCUUGCCUCUGCUCACACCAUCUCACGAGUGUACACGUGCCAGCCUCUGCUCACACUGUCUCAUGAGUGUGUGCACCUGUCUCUGCUCACACUGUCUCAUGAGUUUACGUGCAUCUGCUUCUGUUCACAUCAUCCCAUGUUUGUACAUGUGCCUGCCUCUGCUCACACUGUCUCAUGAGUGUACACAUGCCUGCCUCUGCUCAUACCCUCAUGAGUGUAUAUGCCUGCCUCUGCUCACACCGCCUCAUGUGCGUGCUUGCCUCUGUUCCCACUGUUUUAUGAGUGUGCACAUGCAUGCCUCUGCUCACACUGUCUUGUGAUUGUGUGCAUCUGCCUUUGCUCACACUGUCUCAUGUGUGUGCCCGUCUCUGCUCACGCUAUCUCACAAGUAUGUGCACCUGCCUCUGCUCACACUGUCUCAUGAGUGUGUGCUCCUGCCUCCACUCACACCAUCUCACGGUGCAUACCUGCCUCUGCUCACACUGUCUCCUGGGUGGGUGUGUCUGCCUCUUCUCACAUUGUUUCAUGAGUGUGUGCCUGCCUCUGCUCACACUGUCCUUGGCGACACUCUGUGUGGUGGCCUGUCAAUCAGCAGAGGGCACCAGUGGUCUGGCUCUGUGUCCCCUUUGCUCUGGGCCUUCCAUUGUGUCCCCUUUUGUGUCUUCGUGACCAUGUCCUAACUUGAUCCCUUAUACUGGUGCAAGCCGUUUUUAAAACUUUCAUCCGCUUUUCUUGCUGCUCUCUAAAUAUUUUCACAGACUUUUACACCUUGCUUGAAAAACAGGUUUGCAGAGUGAAACUAACUCCUGCAUUUAGCUGAGGUUAUACGCAUUGAGUGGUGGUCACUCCAGAGCACUUUGUGGGUUUCUAUAGAAAAACAAGAAUGGAAUUUAGUUCUUCACUCCUAAACUUCAGGAAUUCGCCAAGGGGAACCUUCUCAAUAUCUAAGGACCUCUGACCCAGGGGAGCCCAGGCUGGUGCCCCAAGAUCAUUAGAGAGUGGUCAUGGAACUGUCUUCUGGGGGAGCCCAGGCUGGCACCUCAAGAUCAUUAGAGCAUGGCGCAUGGAACUGCGAUCCAGGGGAGGCCAGGCUGGCACUCCAAGUUCAUUAGAGAAUGGUCAUGGAACCCUCAUCUGGGGGAGCCCAGGUUGGCACCGUGAGAUCAUUAGAGCAUGGCGCAUGGAACUGUGAUCCAGGGGAGCCCAGGCUGGUGCCCUGAGAUCAUGAGAGUGUGGUGGGUGGACUCUGAUGCUGGGGAACCCAGGCUGGUACCCCGAGAUCAUUAGAACGUGGUGGGUGGACCUGUGAUCCAGGGGAGUCCAGGCUGGUGCCCCGAGGUCAUCAGAGCAAGGUGGGUGGACUGUGAUCCAGGGGAACCCAGGCUGGCCCCCCGAGAUCGUUAGAGUGCUGUGGGUGGGCUCUGUUCCAGGGGAUCCCAGUCUGGUGCCCCAAGAUCAUUAGAGUGUGAUGGCUGGACUGUGAUCCAAGGAAACCCAGGCUGGUGCCCCGAGAUCAUUAGAGCAUGACGGGUGGACCUGUGAUCCAGGAGAGUGCAGGCUGGUGCCCUGAGAUUAAUUAGAGUACAGUGGGUGGUCUCUGAUCCAAGGGAACCCAGGCUGGUGCCCCCAGAUCAUUAGAGCAUGGUGGGUGGACUUUGAUGCAGGAGAACCCUGCUGGUACCCCAAGAUCAUUAGAGCAUGGUGGGUGGGCUCUUAUUCAGGGGAUCCUGGCUGGAGCCCUGAGAUCAUUAGAGCGUGGUGGGUGGACUCUGAUCCAGGGUAACCCUGCAAGUACCCCAAGAUCAUUAGAGCGUAGUGGGUGGGCUCUGAUUCAGGGGAGACUGGCUGGCACCCUGAGAUCAUUAGAGUGUGGUAGGUGGACUCCGAUCCGGGCAAACCCUGCUGGUACCCCGAGAUCAUUACAGCGUGGUGGGUGGAGUCUGAUCCAGGGGAACCCUGCUGGUACCCUGAGAUCAUUAGAGCAUGGUGGGUGGGCUCUGAUUCAGGGAACCCUGCUGAUACCCCGAGAUCAUUAGAGCAUGGUGGGUGGAGUCUGUUCCAGGGGAGCCCAGGCUGGCACCCCGAGAUCAUUAGAGCAUGGUGGGUGGGCUCUGAUUCAGGAGAGCCUGGCUGGCACCCUGAGAUCAUUAGAGCAUGGUGGGUGGAGUCUGUUCCAGGGGAGCCCAGGCUGGCACCUGAGAUCAUUUGAGCAUGGUGGAUGGAGUCUGAUUCAGGGAACCCAGGCUGACCCCCCUAGAUCAUUAAACGUGGUGGACCCCGUGUGAUGAGCAGGCGGUAGGGGUGGCACCCCCGGGUGGAAAUGGUCCUUAGAGAGGGAUCUCUCAGUGUGAGACAGACUCAUGUACUUCCUGUCCGAGGUAGUCUGCUGUGACAGGUGUGAGCACAGAUGUUUGGACCUGGAGGUCUGAGUUCCAGGGAAUGGUGCCAACACAUGAGCUUCCCACGGCUCCCCAGGUGACAUCCCUCUGCCUUUGUGCCUUUCUGUGGCUCCCCAACCCCUCUCUUGUCCACACAUUGGGGGCUCUUUUUUACCCUUAGAAAUGGAGGCCAAGGUGGGUGGAUUGCUUGAGCCCAGGAGUUCAAGACCAGUCUGGGCAACAUAACAAGACUCUGUCUCUACCAAGAAAAAGAAAAGAAAAAAAAUUUAAAAAUUAACUGGGUGUGCCUGUGGGUGCAUCUACUCAGGAGGCUGAGGAGGGAGGAGGGCUUGAGUCCAGGAUUCUGAGCCUGCAGUGACCCGUGAUUAUGCCACUGCACUCCAGCCUGGGCAACAGAGUUAGACCCUGUAGCAAAAAGAAAAAAAAUACAGGAUAGUUCAUCCGUGGAGUUUAACAACAAAACAAGUUGAGUAUACAGAGAUUGAGAAUAAAACCAUGGUUACAUGGUUAAGGAAGGGGCACUGGAAACUGUAGGUCUGAGGAUGCAAAGUAGCAGGUAUGUAGGAUGGAGAAGGCCAGAGACCUCAUUUACAGCGGGGCUAUUGUUGAUUAUCUUGUUUCAUAUUUGGGAUUUUCGCUCAAUGAGUGGAUUGUAGCUACUCUUGCCACAGAAAAAGAGAAUGAGUAACUGUGUGAGCUGAUGGAUAUGUUAAUUCGCUUCACUAUAGUGACCUUUUCUCUCUGUAUCUCAGCAUCAUGUUGCAGACCUUAAGUACAGACAAUAAAAUUUUUUAAAAAAUGAAAAAGGGCCAGCACAGUGACUCACACCUGUUAUCCCAGCACUAUGGGAGGCCAAGGUGGGCAGAUCACUUGAGGUCAGGAGCUCGAGAGAAGCCUGGCCAACAUGGUGAAACCCCAUCUCUACUAAAAACACAAAAAUUAGCGGGUGUGGUGGUGCAUGCCUGUAGUCCCAGCUACUCGAGAGGCUGAGGCAGGAGAAUCGCUUGACCCCAGGAGGCGGCAGUUGCAGUGAGCUGAGAUCACACCACUGCACUAUAGCCUGGGUGACAGGAUGAGACUCUGUCUCAAAAAAUAGCACAGCACAGCACAGCACAGCCUCUGUCUCAAAAAAUAGCACAGCACAGCACAGCCAUAUCCACCGCCUCCUGAAAGCCCCACUCUACCCUAGCUCCCCGGGGUCUGGGGUCCCAGCCCGUCUCCCUGCCCCUGUGUGGCCGUUUCUGCCAGAGCACUUGUCUCCCUGUUUCCUGUCUCACCUGCUGACUGGAAGUGCCUGGCAGGCCUGGACGCGACUGCUUGCCUCUGUGCCGAGCACCCUGGCCUGCAGAGGCCACGCAGCUUCGGCCGCUCAUCCUCGCACCGUCUUCCCCUGAAACAUGACUCCGUUUGAGUGAUCAGCCAUUUUGCUACAUCAUAGCUACUCAGAACAUAGUGACAGACUGAAUCGACUAAUUUGAAUUAUGUUGAAAUUAUCAUCUCAGUGAGAUUUAGGAAGAUACAGUGGAUUUUUCUUGGGAACAAGGCUACUGAGGUGUACUGAAUAAAUCAGUAGGAAGAAAUGUAAGAAAAUGACAACUGAGCAGCUAAAUUCAUCUGGGUCUGCGUCCUCAGGGUAUAGGUGCUCAGCUGGGAAAGGUGAGAGUUAAAUUUUUUCAUGAUGCUGGUGUCAAGAAAUUGCACCUUGAAAAGAGAAAGAAAUCAAGCCAUGAUCUCCAGGGAGCUGUCAUUUGGAGCACAUCUCUGGGAGUUCUCCCCGGGCCGGGAGGCUGCGUGGUGUCGUUCCCUCAGCAGCGUGCUUUGGGUGGAGCCUCCUGCCCUGUUCAGAUAUGUUAUAUAAAAACACCCUGACAAUGCCAGCCUGUCUUUAAUUUUCACACCAUCUCAACUAAAAUAUGUUUUGAAAUGAAAACAUUUUGCAUUUUAUUUUAAGCUUAUUUUUGGGGCUCUAAUUUUUUUUAAGACUAACAAAACUAGAGCUGGGUGACCUAUCUUCUCUGGAAUAGCUGUGCAGUAACCAAAUUGUCAGCUGAAGAGGGUUUUGCUUUGGAGGCAUAAGCCAGACAGGUCUGAAGUUGAGUGUAUCUGCUGAAUUAACAACAGAAAGGGUUUCUUUUGGUCCUUUUUCUUUUGGGAUUCCUAUGGAAAUAGUUCACUGGGGUCACUUUGGUGAGAGAUAGGGAAACAGCACGAAAUAUCAAUUCACCCGAGUUCUGUUUGUUGUGAUUUCAGGGAACAAGUUAUUAUUUCAGUUCAAUGAUACUUCCUUUAGGGUGUGGGUUGCUAAGUCUUAUUUACCAUAAACUGUGCAUUUCAUUGCUGCCUGGUCUAAUAAAUAGUUCAUUUGUUAGUGAUAAAUGUAACAUAGCCUAGCAAAGAGAGCGUCUGUGCCCUCCCACCUUAGUGCAAGAAGAGGAAGCAGAGUUGCUGGGGGCUGCCUCUGGAACUUUGUAUGCAGGACCUGGAGCAUGCAGGUGCAGUGUUGUUCACAGGUGUGGUGGUGUUUGCAGGUGCAGUGUUGUCUGCAGGUGUGAUGUUGUCCUGCCUGCAGGUGCGGUGUUGCCCACAGGUGUGGUGCUG